UUACCAAAUACAAACCUAAAUUCACUUUUCAUUAACACGCCGUUUAAUAAUACGUGCUCUGAAAACUAAAAUCAGUUCUGAAAUCAUAUAACAUGAAAGCGUACAUAUAUUUUGUGAUUGUUACUUCUCCGUUAAUAUGUGUUUGUAGAGACGAAGAUAAAAUAGCCAAAGCAUGUUAUUGGCCAAAUGAGAUUUACGAGCCGUGUUUUGGUGGCUGUGCCGAGAUCUCCUGCGACAAUCCUCGUAACCACCUUCGUCCCUGCUACCCGUACUGCGAGCCAGGGUGCGUCUGCGAGGAGCCCUACGUCCGCGACGAUCGUACCCAUCAGUGCGUCUUACCGCAGGAUUGUUCACCAACACAAAUGGGGAUUCCCGUACCUAGCAAGAGAUCUGGUCAACUAGGAAACCCUGCACCGAAGAUGGUGGGAAGAUUACCGAGAAGCCACAUUAAACGGGAUAAUUUACAAGAGAUAAGUGACGUUGACGCUAGUAUGAGUCACGUGGAGGAUUUCAGACGAGCAGCGGAAGUGUCAAGAAUGGGGAAUUACUUCAACAUUGUCAUCGCCCCGCCUCCUAUAAAAGCGCUACAACCAAGAAAAACUUUGCAGAGUGACACUCAAACAAAUCCUGGCAAAAGUAUAUGA
Molecule: messenger RNA, 644 nt
Organism: Danaus plexippus (monarch butterfly)
Lineage: Eukaryota; Metazoa; Arthropoda; Insecta; Lepidoptera; Nymphalidae
Exons: 3
Coding region: 93-644 (183 amino acids)
Source: RefSeq, a predicted model, not a curated record